AUGGCAGAAUCUUCAAGUGCCGAUUAUGUUUUUAAAAUUGUUUUAACAGGCGAUUCCGCUGUUGGAAAAUCGAAUUUAUUAUCACGUUUCACUCGAAACGAAUUUUCACUUGAAAGUCGCUCAACAAUCGGUGUCGAAUUUUCAACGAAAGAAGUUCAAAUUGAUGGUAAAACAAUAAAAGUACAAAUAUGGGAUACUGCUGGGCAAGAACGUUUUAUGGCGAUUACAAAAGCUUAUUAUCGCAAUGCUUUAGGUACUCUCAUAGUUUUUGAUAUUCUCAAAGCAUCGACAUUUCAGAAUCUUGAUAAUUGGUACAACGAGGUUCGAGCCAAUGCCGGUAUUGAAUGUUCUAUUAUUUUAGUGGGCAAUAAAGUCGAUCAACGACAUAUGCGUACUGUUCUUUAUGAAAAUGCUAAACGUUAUGCUGAAGAAAGAAAUAUUCCUUAUAUCGAAACAUCAGCAUUGGAUGCAACCAAUGUCGAACAAGCUUUUCGUAGUCUUAUUGCGGAUAUUUAUCGACAUUGGGCAGCUCGAAUAGAUUCUAUGAAAGAUGAUUCGAAUAAAAUUUUACAAGCUACUUCUCAAAUAAUUAAACCUAACUUUACAUCAACAAACAAGCCGACAGAUGAUAAUGGUGGAAAAACAUGUUGUAGUUCCUAA
Rotaria socialis is the source of this 660-nucleotide messenger RNA. Lineage: Eukaryota; Metazoa; Rotifera; Eurotatoria; Philodinida; Philodinidae. The record is from the annotation of a GenBank genome assembly.